AUGAGGUCCUCUGUGUCUCGGCAGACCUAUGCUACCAAAGGAGGCUUCAGUUCCAACUCAGCCAGUGGGGGGGGUGGCUCUCGGACCCACACCAGCUUCAGCUCAGUGACGAUGUCCCGGAGCGGUGGCAGUGGUGGUGGGGUCCGCUGUGGGCCCCGCAUGGGUGGCUUUGGCAGCCGGAGCCUCUAUAAUUUGGGGGGCAGCAAGAGCAUCUCAGUCAGUGUGGCCUCCUCAGGCCGGGGUCUGGGAGGCUUUGGCCUCAGCAGCGUGGCCUAUGGAGGCCUAGCUGCUGGCAGGCAGACAUUUGGGCCUGUUUGUCCUCCUGGUGGGAUCCAAGAAGUCACUGUCAACCAGAGCCUGCUGACCCCUCUCAAUGUGGAGAUAGAUCCAGAGAUCCAGCGGGUGCGCACCCAGGAGCGUGAACAGAUCAAGACCCUCAACAACAAAUUUGCCUGCUUCAUCGACAAGGUACGCUUCCUGGAGCAGCAGAACAAGGUGCUGGAGACCAAGUGGGCAUUGCUACAGGAGCAAGGACAGAACGUGGGAGUCACCAAGAACCUGGAGCCUGUCUUUGAGGCCUUCUUGAACAGCAUGCGGAGGGACCUGGACAGCAAGCUGGGAGAGCGGGGGAGGCUGGACACGGAACUGAGGAAUGUGCAGGAUGGCCUUGAGGACUUCAAGAACAAGUAUGAGGAUGAAAUCAACAAGCGCACUGCUCUGGAGAACGAGUUCGUGGUGCUCAAGAAGGACGUUGAUGCUGCAUACAUGGCCAAAAUGGAUCUGCAGGGCAAAGCAGAUUCUUUGAUUCAGGAGAUUGAUUUCCUGCAAAGCCUCUAUGAAAUGGAGCGGAGCCAGAUUCAGACCCAUGUGUCUGACACCAAUGUUGUCCUAUCCAUGGACAACAACCGCAACCUGGACCUGGACAGCAUCAUUGCUGAGGUCAAGGCCCAGUAUGAGCUGAUUGCCCAGAGGAGCCGGGCUGAGGCUGAAGCUUGGUACCAGACUAAGUAUGAGGAGCUGCAGGUGACAGCUGGGAAGCAUGGGGACAAUCUUCGGGACACCAAGAAUGAGAUUGCCGAGCUCACCCGAACUAUCCAGAGGCUGCAGUGUGAAGUAGAUGCAGCUAAGAAGCAGUGUCAGCAGCUGCAGGCAGCCAUUGCGGAAGCAGAGGAGCGUGGAGAACUUGCGCUCAAGGAUGCAAAGAAGAAGCUUGGGGAUCUGGACACAGCCUUGCACCAGGCUAAGGAGGACCUGGCCAGGCUGCUGCGUGACUACCAGGCCCUUAUGAAUGUGAAGCUGGCCCUGGAUGUGGAGAUUGCCACCUACCGCAAGCUGCUGGAGAGCGAGGAGAGCAGGAUGUCUGGAGAAUGUCCCAGUGCAGUCAGCAUUUCUGUGACUGGCAACUCUACCACCAUGUGCGGAGGCAGCGCAACUGGCUUUGGGGGUGGCAUCUCCAUAGGUGGGGGUGUUGGAGCCAGCAAGGGUGGAUUCAGCACCAAUGUGGGCUACAGCACUGCCAAGGGAGGGCACGUCUCCGGGGGCACUUCCAUCCUGCGAAAGACCACCACGGUGAAGACGUCCCACCGGAGGUACUAGCCGCUGAGUCUUGCCUGCCAGUUGGGGCCCCUGAAGUCCUCUCCCUGUCCCGCUUACCCACCAAACCUUCUUAUGAGCAGCCCCAGGGACCACAGAUUCAGGGUGUCUCAUAAUCACACUCUUUGUGCAAAAUUUGCAUUUGCUGAAAGGAGCAAAUCUACCCAGGUUUUCUCCUUGGUUGUGGGAUGGGAUGGGAGGGGAGCUUGAGGUCACCUAAUUGAGCAAUGUGUUUGGGUAAUUUGGGGGUGACCUCUGGCCACUGGGAGAAGGCUGGAUGUUCCAGGCCACCUUGGUGUCUCUCCUUUCCUCUGACCAUCUGCUCUGGGUCCAGGACAGGCUAAGAAAGGAGAAAGGCAAGUUGGAA
Molecule: messenger RNA, 1960 nt
Organism: Octodon degus (degu)
Lineage: Eukaryota; Metazoa; Chordata; Mammalia; Rodentia; Octodontidae
Gene: Krt79
Product: keratin 79
Exons: 9
Coding region: 1-1596 (531 amino acids)
Biological process (GO): keratinization; intermediate filament organization
Cellular component (GO): keratin filament
Molecular function (GO): structural constituent of skin epidermis
Source: RefSeq, a predicted model, not a curated record